AUGACUCAGACCCUCAACAAAAGGGAGGACCCUCUUAACCUGGGCGGUGGCUGGGCAUCCUCGGUCCCCUUCCGCACCUGGUCCUGCCACCGAAGGCGUAGAAGCACCCCAAUAUACAAGCGACGGCACUACUAUGGCCCCAAGGCUGAGUAUGAGCCCCCUAGGAAACAGCCUAAAAAACAGCACGGCCCAGGCCCUUGGUUCCAACCACCACCCCGACGGCCCUAUUGGGCUGUGUACCCCAACUACGGGCCCUGGAGAGGGCACUGGCGCCCACCUGCCGCGGGAUUCAGGAAGCCCCCCGGCCGGGUGCAAGUGAUCCGGAUGUAUGGGCUGCACCCGUUCUGCCUUUGCUGCUGCUCCUGCUGGCGUGGGCCGCUCCACCCCGGCUGGGCGAGGCCCUACGGCAGGAAGAAGCGAUGGUGCCGCAGGGGACGCGGCCUGCGCCGCCACCCUCGCCGCUCUUUCCAGAGGAGUCCCCCGGUGGAUCUGAGCAUGCUGCUGCGGCCGGUCAACCUGUACGGGUGGCGGGCACCCGGCAUGCGCGCACCGCCUAACACCACCCAGUUCAUCAUGGACCAGAUCUACAAGGACAUGCGGGAGCAGGAGAAGCUGGAGCGCCAGCAGGAGGCGCUGCGGGCGCAGCAGGCCCAGGCGAGCUGCGCGGCCUCCCCGGCAACCUCUUUCGGAGACGACGCGCCCCCCAGCGGCAGAGAGGAAGACGCCGAGCUGCAGGAAACUUGGUAUAACUUUGUGCAGAAUCCCUCUCUAGUCUUCAGUCCGGCCUCCGGCAAGGAAAACCCAUCUCCCACCCCGCAGUUGGUGGAGGAAGAGGAAGAGGAGAAAAACGAUGACGGGGAAUGUGAUGAGGAGGUGUGCGAAGGGGAAGAGGAGGAGAGUGAUGGGGAGGAUGAAGAGGCGGAGGCCGAGGAGGAUGAGGAGGAAGCCGAGGACGAAGAGGAGGUCGCAGAGGCUGAGUCUGUGGAGGAGGGGGAGGAAGAAGAAGAAGAGGAAAUAGAAGAAGAGGAAGAGGGGGUGGCGGAGGAGGACGAACAGAGCGAGGAAGAGAACCCAUUGCCUCUGGAAAUGCCUUUAUCAAUCUUAGUAGGGGCUGAAGAAGACAGAGAGAACUUUGUAAACUGUACUUACUUAAGCCCGAAACAGAUCAUUCCUCAAGUGUCACAGGAAGCUCUGUUCAUGAUAUAG
Messenger RNA from Choloepus didactylus (southern two-toed sloth), 1206 nucleotides. RefSeq names its product coiled-coil glutamate rich protein 1 (gene CCER1). NCBI's taxonomy places the organism in Eukaryota, Metazoa, Chordata, Mammalia, Pilosa, Megalonychidae. The coding region runs from base 1 to 1206 and encodes 401 amino acids. The record is from RefSeq and is a predicted model, not a curated record. The transcript has a single exon.